AAAUUUGAGGAUACUAUAGUGUGCUAGCUAGCUGCAACCUGUCACCUCUGCAUGCUCUCUCAACUUUACCCUCACCUCUCUUCCUUCUUCUCCUCGUUCUCAUCGAUUUCACUCUCUCAUUCUUCAUUCAUUCUUCUCAAUUUCAAAUUUCUCUGUAACUAACUGCAUUUGUUUGUUACAACAGAAACUCAUUCAGUUAGCUAGAUUGGAAAAUAAAACAACAACAACAAAAAAAAUUUAGAAAAUGAAAGAAACAGAGAAAUUAAUUUGGGAACAGAGAAACAGCAACACUACCACAACACAGUCACGUUCUUCACACUCACCCAAGCUAAUGCUAUGGCUUAUCCUCUUCGUUUCUCUCCUGUACUUCCUCUACACUUACAACCUCCUUUCCACUUCAAGCGCGUGCACCCACGCGCCACUCUCCGUCCACCGUGUCUCUUCCACUUCCACCCUUCUUCACAAUGCCACUGCCAAUAAUGCUUCCUCAAACCUCCGCCACCAUCGGAAAACGGAGCUCCGCCACGUGGUGUUCGGAAUCGCCGCGUCGGCGAAGCUCUGGGAGCAGAGGAAGAACUACAUUAAGCUCUGGUACAAGGCAAAAGAGAUGAGAGGAGUGGUGUGGCUGGACGACGUAGUGAAAACAGAUCCGGCGGAAGGUUUGCCGCUGGUGAGAAUCUCCACCGACACAUCCAACUUCCCGUACACGAACAAGCAAGGUCACCGCUCGGCGAUUCGAAUCUCGAGAAUCGUGUCUGAAACGCUGCGUUUAGGGAUGAAGGAUGUGCGGUGGUUUGUCAUGGGCGACGACGACACCGUUUUCGUCGCCGAGAAUCUGCUCCGGAUUCUCAACAAGUACGACCAUAAUCAAUUCUAUUACAUUGGGAGCUUAUCGGAGAGUCAUUUGCAGAACAUUUUCUUCUCGUAUGGAAUGGCCUACGGCGGAGGAGGGUUUGCUAUCAGCUACCCUUUGGCGAAAGCUCUGCUGAAAAUGCAGGACCGUUGCAUUCAUAGGUACCCGGGUCUCUAUGGUUCUGAUGAUAGAAUGCAAGCUUGUAUGGCUGAACUCGGUGUUCCACUCACCAAGGAAAUCGGUUUUCACCAGUAUGAUGUGUAUGGGAACCUGUUGGGCCUUCUUACAUCUCAUCCUGUGACUCCAUUGGUUUCACUUCACCAUCUUGAUGUGGUUGAGCCGAUCUUCCCCAAUGUCACUAGAGUAGAAGCACUUCAACGGCUUACCAUACCAAUGAGGCUCGACUCUGCAGGGCUCAUUCAGCAAUCCAUCUGCUAUGACAAAAAAAAUAGCUGGACAGUUUCAGUUUCAUGGGGUUAUGCUGUUCAGAUAUUUCGAGGCAUAUUUUCGCCCCGGGAGAUAGAAAUGCCUUCAAGAACAUUCCUGAAUUGGUAUAGAAGAGCAGAUUACACUGCAUACGCAUUCAACACACGCCCGGUUACCCGAAACCCAUGUCAGAAGCCUUUUGUGUUUUACAUGUCAAAGGCAAAACUCAAUUCUACAAUGCAGCAGACAGUGAGUGAAUAUGAAAGGCAUCGCGUCCCUCAUCCGGAAUGUCGGUGGAAGAUGGCUGAUCCUUCUGCUCUUGACAAAGUUGUUGUAUAUAAGAAGCCAGACCCACAUCUAUGGGAUAGAGCUCCAAGGAGAAACUGUUGCAGAGUAAUGAAGCCAAACAAGAAAGGAACCAUGGUGAUAGAUGUGGGUAUAUGUAGAGAUGGUGAGGUAAGCGAAGCUUAGCUGUGGAAUGUGGCUGACUAAUAUUAAGUUCUUGUCUAUUUUCUGUGAGCUUAUUUAAUUUCUUCAUUUAUUGGGUCUCAAAGUGAGAUUUUGUCAUUUUUCCUGGCUCACUCAUGUGGGUUGGGGUGUGAAAAGGUGUUUGUAAUUUUUUAUUCUUGUAAUUAUUUUAGAUUACAAAUGUAAAAUUUGUAGUUUAAUAUAAUGAAAUAAAGUGAAUUUUCAUUUUGUAGUUUA
This is a messenger RNA of Lotus japonicus, 1984 nucleotides long. RefSeq lists its product as uncharacterized. Lineage: Eukaryota; Viridiplantae; Streptophyta; Magnoliopsida; Fabales; Fabaceae. The coding region runs from base 245 to 1750 and encodes 501 amino acids. The transcript is spliced from 3 exons. Gene Ontology annotation, molecular function: acetylglucosaminyltransferase activity. The record is from RefSeq and is a predicted model, not a curated record.